UCCGGUAGCGUCCACCGCGUUGUCAUAACGUGCCAUUUACAUUUCGAACUUCACUCGCGUGCGAACGAGUCGCACCAAAUUUCUCGUAAGCAAUUUGAAAUUUAUGUUUUGUUAUAUAUAGUGACUGGAUUACUUUUAGUUGGAGAAUAUAUAAUCAACUAAAUUAAUACGUGCUUGUGAAGUGACUUACUGUUUCUUUUAUGAGUGAAAAACUACAAUUGAUUGUGUGUAAAUUUUAGGCGAUAGUAAAGUAAUUGAGUACAAUAAGUGUGGUUUAUUAGGAUUAUAAUUAUUGUACACUGGAUGGUGAACUAUAAAAAAAUUAAAAUGAAGCUGCGAUGGAACCUUUUAAUACAUUUAUUUGUAUUUGCGACGUGUGCCAAUGCCGUGCAGAAGUUUAUUGAAAUGCCGACGUAUACUGAAGUGGAUCCGGGAGAAGGAGCCUUGCUCAGAUGUAGGAUAUCUGACAAAAAGGGAGUUUGUUCGUGGCAGAAAGAUGACAAGCCGGUGGGCAUUUGCAGCGGGAAAUACGAGUGGGUUGAUAAGAACGGUCCCGGUGGGGGCGACUGCUCCCUAUGGGUGCGCGCUGCAACACUGCAACUAGACAAUGGACAGUGGCAGUGCCAAGUCACCGCCAGCAACUACGAUGUGCAGGAUGCCCUAUCCAGUCCUCCAGUGACACUAGCAGUUCGGGUGCCUCCACAAUCUCCUCGGAUUUUCUUCAAUGGAUCCUACAUGAUACCAGGAAAAGACAUCACGAUGACAGCUGGGAAUCGAGCCACAGUUAUUUGCGAGUCUAGAUAUGGCAACCCACCAGCACAUAUCGAGUGGUAUUUGGAUAAUGAACGCCUCGCCCAAUGGUCACAAACCAAUGUUACAGAAAUCGGAAAGGUACAAGUUUGGGCAGCGCACUCCGUUUUGGAAUUUGAAGGUACCAGGUCCGCCCAUGGCCGUCUGCUGACCUGCAGAGCUCAUCACCCUUCAUACCCCUCGCCGUAUUACAGGGAUACUUCUACGAUGCUGAGCGUUACAUUCGUUCCAGUAGUUUCCAUAGUCGAAAGCGACGCAGGCACGCUGGCCAACUUAGGAGUACUAGAGGAGGGUACCAGUGCCCUCACUCUGGAGUGCCGAGCUCAUGGCAACCCCAGACCCUACGUGUGGUGGACCAAGAACGGUCAAGACGUCGCAACCAACGGAGCGAAGCUCAUCCUUGCUCCAGUUUUUAGGAACCAUUCAGGUGUUUACAGUUGUCAAGCAAACAAUUUUUUGGGUACAUCAGACUCGGUGAAGAUUGAAAUUGAUAUUAAGUAUCCUCCGCGAGUAACUUGGGUUGGACCGGAUACAGUUGUGGAAGCAAACCUAUUCUCUCAAGUUACGUUGGAAUGUAAAGCUGAAGGCAAUCCCCCACCCUCUUACACCUGGUACCACAACCCCGAGUCAUCAGCCUGUAUCAAUUCACUAGAAGACUGCGCGCACCCGGUCUCGGUGAUCUCUCUGAGCUGGUCUGGUAUACUGCAACUGAGCAACGUGUCAUAUGACCGGCACGGACGGUACACCUGUGUCGCUACCAACCAGAUCGGAUUGGAAGAUCGAUCAUAUGAAUCUGAAGCUGUAACCCUGAACGUCUUUGGCCCACCAAUGGGCGCGCAGUCCGGCACCGCACAAGCAUGGAGUGGCGGCGAGGCGCGUGUGUCUGUCGCCGUGUGCGCCAACCCGCCGCCGCGCAGCGCCACCUGGCUGUGGGGCAGUCUGCGCCUCAACGUGCCCAGUCAGAUCGGUCACUACCGCACUUUAGAGCCAUCGAUGGAUAGCGGCUGCUACCGCUACACUCUCCUCAUCUCCAACACGGGCAUGUCGGACGCGAGAAUCUACGUGCUGCACGUAGAGAAUGAGAGGGGCUUCUCUUUCCAUGCGGUCACUCUUACGGUGCAUGAUGCUGCGCACGUGGCGCCUCUGAUUGCGGCGGCACUCGUCAUCGCGGCGCUACUCGUCAUCGUGCUGUGUUUCAUUUGGCUGUUUAGGAAACGUAGAGGAACUAUGGAACAUGAGACUCAACAUGUAUAGAGAGGCAGUGCAGGCAGCUUUAACGUCGCUGGAGAGAGAAGCCAAAGUAAUAUUGCCAUAUUCUUCUAGAUAUAUCAAUUGAUUUGCGUGAUUUGAUGUUUUGACGACAGUAUGUAGGCAUUAAACUUUUGUUAUAUCGAUGUAUCUUUUGCAUUUGCGUGAUGUACGACUUGCAAAAAGUCAGAUUUAUUAUAGAUUAACUUUCUAGCCAGUUUCUUCAUCAAAAGCAAAAGCCAAAGUAAUGUUGUAAAGUUAAGGUAACGGUCAAAUUCCUUUUUCACGAUUGAUGUAUAAGUUUUGUACUUUAGCCUUGAAAAAACUAAUUUGACUGUUACUUUUACUUUAUGACAUUACUUUGGCUUUUACUUUUGAUAGAGAAACUGGCUGUUAGUAUAUUCUUUUGUGUAUAAUCUCUA
Helicoverpa armigera (cotton bollworm) is the source of this 2480-nucleotide messenger RNA. Its product is annotated as hemicentin-1-like. The transcript has 14 exons. Lineage: Eukaryota; Metazoa; Arthropoda; Insecta; Lepidoptera; Noctuidae. Gene Ontology annotation, cellular component: plasma membrane; cell-cell junction. Gene Ontology annotation, biological process: cell-cell adhesion. The record is from RefSeq and is a predicted model, not a curated record. Gene Ontology annotation, molecular function: cell adhesion molecule binding. Bases 304 to 2064 code for a protein of 586 amino acids.